This is a messenger RNA of Rhagoletis pomonella (apple maggot), 2382 nucleotides long. RefSeq lists its product as uncharacterized. Gene Ontology annotation, molecular function: zinc ion binding; nucleic acid binding. The coding region runs from base 1 to 2382 and encodes 793 amino acids. The record is from RefSeq and is a predicted model, not a curated record. Lineage: Eukaryota; Metazoa; Arthropoda; Insecta; Diptera; Tephritidae. The transcript has a single exon.
AUGCCCGAGUUGCUGUGCGGCACCGCUCUUCACUGGUACCGCAACAACAACGAACACUGGAGUAGCUGGAUAACCUUCAAGCGCAAAUUCCUACGCUUCUUCCUGCCAACUCGUUAUCUCGAACGCCUCGAAGACGAUAUACGGCAGAGAAGUCAGCACCCACGGGAGAAAUAUAAGGAGUACGUAAUCGCGAUACAGAACCUGAUGCGACAUGCCGGGUAUAGCAGCGAGUUGCGUUUGGAAAGAAUUUUCCGCAACAGCCACCCCGAUUACUUGUUAUACAUUCGGCGGCGAGAUUUCACCACUCUAUCUGAACUACUCACGCUCGCGGAGGAGUACGAGUGUAUCCACGAAGGCCAUAGACGGACGACGGAGACAUCACGCCGGGAGGUGGCAAGGUAUGUCACCGGCGACAACCCAGUGAGGACCACCACUCAACCAGAUGAAUCAUCUUAUCGCACCUCACUGGUGCGGACGACACAACACCACCCGCCAGUUACACCACACCGCUCAGCGACAGACACACAGCGUCGUGACCUAUCCAGAAACCAGAGCUUCGACCCCAACAACGUAUGCAGGAGAUGUGGGCAGGAAGGAUAUUAUGCCAGGCGAUGCCGCAACGCACCGAAGAUAUUCUGUUGGGAGUGCGGUCGGGCCAAUGUCCGCACGAUCGAAUGCUGUCGCCGGCGUCAGGGAAACGGCGGAGGGGCUCCACCAAGGACAAGGCGCGGUGAGCCCACCGAACCCAGCGCCGAGAUACCCAUAACCAUGCGUCAGGAUCACGGUCGACUGUACGCCCUAGUCCACUUGGGUGGGGAGCUAGUCGAGGCCGUCAUCGAUACCGGUGCCUCGAAGUGUUUCAUAUCCACCACCUUAGCGGAGUACAUGGCAACCGUAGGAAGCGGAGAGAGGAUAACGGUAGCCCUCGAGAUACACAUGGCCGACGGAACCAGUAGCAAUACUUUCGAGGCCAUGAGGAUCGAGGUUCGUCUCGGACAAGCGAUGCACCACGCAGUGCUAUACAUCAUGCCAGGCGCAAUAGACGACCUCAUACUCGGCCUAGACACAUUGGGAAGCAUGGGAGCUGUAGUAUCCUGUGGCGGUCAACAAGUUGUACUCACCGAACCGACUACGCAGCCGGCACCAUCCGCUACCUCACAAACCACGGAGGAUAACACCUCACUCGCAGUAAGUAAUACCAUCCCGCCGAGGACGGCUAAGAGGAAUCAUCGAAGGAAGGGCAGAUCCAGGAGCGAGAAGGUCAAUAGAGUCGACCAUGAUGAACCCAGUGGAAGCGUCGAUAAGCGCACCUCCGCGGAGAUGCCACACAGUAACCAUACAGGCGAGGCAACACGAAUACGCGACUUCCUAGCGGAAGAGCUACAGAAGUUUGAAACCAUGAGCGGAGUGGCCAACGUGGCGGAGCACAGGAUCAUCAUGACCGAUGACCGCCCAAUUAAGCAGCGGUACUUUCCGCGCAACCCAGCGACGCAGGCCAUCAUCAACGCAGAGAUCGACGAGCUCCUCUCCAAAGGGUGCAUCGAACCCUCCUGUAGCCCGCAUAGCGCGCCCAUCGUGUUGGCGCGGAAGAAAAAUGGUAAGUGGAGGUUGUGCGUGCAACUAAAUGCCCGAUCAGUACCCGACGCAUACCCCUUACCCAGAAUACAACAGAUACUGGACAAGUUACGGCGGGCUAAGUACAUCAGCAGCCUAGACCUCAAAAACGGCUACUGGCAGAUAUCCCUGGAACCGAACAGUCGCCCGUACACCGCCUUCACCGUGCCGGGGCGCGGACUAUUUCAAUGGCGCGUCAUGGCGUUCGGCCUACACUCCGCACCAGCAACAUUUCAAAGAGCACUCGACCAGGUCAUCGGCCCAGAAAUGGAACCCCACGCUUUCGCCUACCUAGACGACAUCAUCGUCAUAGGCUCUACCUUCGAGGAGCAUGUACAAAACCUACGGGAAGUACUAUCACGACUACAACGCGCGAAUCUCCGCAUCAACCCCGAGAAGUGCGACUUCUUCAAGAAGGAACUCCGAUACUUGGGUCAUGUGGUAAGUGAAAAGGGAAUCCACACCGAUCCCGAGAAGGUGGCCGCGAUCCGAGAAUUAAAACCACCGUCUAACGUGAAGGAAGUACGCCAAUACCUCGGGAUAGCAUCGUGGUACCGUCGCUUCGUGCCCGAUUUCGCCACGUUAAGCCAACCACUAACUGCACUCCUGAAAAAGGGUAAGCAUUGGAAGUGGGGAGUCGAGCAACAAGAGGCCUUCGACACCCUCAAGCGGAAACUCACCGAGGCCCCCGUACUCGCCUGUCCGGAUUUUAAAGAGAAUUCGCUCUACAGACGGACGCUAGUAACCUUGGCUUGGGAGCGGUAUUGA